AUGGCUGUCUUAUUAAGCAUUUGCGCGUUAAUUUUUAUCUCGCAAAUAACACAACCAGGCGAUUGCUCGAUUGAGCAAGCUAUCAUUCGCAAAAGGAAGCACACUUACUUAGCGAAUCAUGUCAUCCAAACCAAACAGGCAGAAACCGAAUCAGAUUGUGGCAGGCAUUGCGUUCGAGUUGGAUCAUGCUUGUCAGUAAAUUAUAAAACGUCUGGAAUCGGUAAAGGUCUAUGUGAGCUCAACAGUGAAACGUUGCAAGACACAUCUGAUGCUGAUGGAAGUGUACAUAACCCUGAGUUCAACCAUCUUUAUAUAAUCAAAAAGGUAUGAAGAACACGAAAAGUAUUCGAUACUGCAUGAUCUACUUAUAAAAGGUGGCGUGGUUGCGUGUUAAAAAUAUAUAUAAUGGUCAUAGAGAACGUGCUUUUCAUCUACUUAUAAACCAGACAUUGAUAUGAAUCGUAUCGGACAUUGUCAUGCUUCCCGUUUCACUCCGCUUUAAACAAAUGGCUUUUCUAGCAUUAGAAAUUGGGUUAUCUAUGCAGAGACAUGUUUAGGCGAUCAUGCAUGACAACCUCUUAAUAUUUCUACUAUAACUUGAGCUGGAGCUAGGAGAAAACAGAAUCCUUAAGAAAGUUGUGCAUGGCGUCAUAUUAUUUAUAGCCUAUAUUUCCAAGGAUAUUGCAAUCGAUAUUUCGAAAAAGUUUUCGAAGAAAGAGCGCAAAAUCUAGCUAAAAUUUGUUUCUGGUGCACGCACUUCGCCGAGAAGAUUUUCACUUGCAUGCGUAUGGGACAGCUUUCGUAGGAAGAGCCAUCACUUGGUCCAUUCAUACAAUUAAUAUUGAACAAACAAACAAUACUAAAACAACUAGUAAGAAUCAAACGACUGGAAAGGAGUAGUGAAUGCAAUUGCCGUAAAAAAGAUUCCUGUCCUCUCUCCAGACAAUGCUUAACAAGCAGCAUUGUUUAUUAAGCAACUGUGACUAGAAACGAUACCAAAGAGGAAAAGACCUAUGUAGGACACACAGAAGGGGAAUUCAAAACAAGGUACAAUGGUUACACCAUUAGUCACACGAUAGAGUGUAUGUAGAAAAGCUUACUUGUGUGGAGGAAGUUUAUUAGGAUUUACGCCAAGUAUUUCUAAAAUUCGAAACAUUUUUUAUAUUUAGAAACCGUUACAAAAAAUGUCCUUACCACCAAUUUCCUGUCAAGAUAUUCUGACAAAAUCAGCAGGGGCUACAAAUGGACUUUAUAAUAUCUCUGUCGACAACAAACUGGUAACAGUGUACUGUGAAAUGGUUCUUCAUGGUGGAGGUUUCACCUUUAUUCCCAAGUCGGCUGUCAAGAACGGAACCCUACCAAACCUUGUAUCACAACUUUUCACAAACCACUCUGAAGUUCUUCUGUACAUUCAAAAGAAAGAUGGAAGUCAGACCUACACCCACAUCCAACAACUGAAAGAGCAAUCGGAAACGCCUUUGGUAGUCUUGCAGAAUACAAACUCAGGUUAGUUUGUGUAAAUAUUGUUUUGAAAACUACAUUGCUAAUGAGUUAAGUUAGUGCUGACGACCAAUUUGCAUGGAAAUGAAAUGGGUUGCUAUAGGGGUGUGCAAAAUGGGUAGUGCUUUGUGAUGGUCGUUGUAGAGGCAGUAUACGUUUGUACGUGUGUUUAUUUAGCAAAUUAUUGGUUUCCCAGUAGUUUACAUUGUGACUAUUUUUAUGGUAUAACGAUUGAUGAUGGUGGUUGUGGUGUUAAUGGCGGUAUAAGUUUGCAACAUCGGUGUUGUUAAUUAAAAUACUAACAAACACUUUACUUGGGUAACACAUAUUACUGGUUUAAAGUAGCUUACAUUGUGGCCGUUUUCAUGGUAUAUAUAUAUAAGGAUUGCGUUGGGGAAGGUUGAAUAUUACCUUGGAAUUAAUGUUAUGAGAGUAAUUAUACAGGGUGUAAAAAAAACUGAACAGAUUUGAAAUUGCUCUCAAUUUCGAAAAAAACCUAUUUGUAUCCGUUUUAUAUAUAUAUAUAUAUAUAUAUAUAUAUAGCUUCUUUGGGUACUUAUAAUGUAGAAUAAUGAAAAAAUUUCUCGAACUCAAAUUUUGUGAACCAGGGGAAUGUGUCUUUUCUAACAAACUAAAAAUGGCUCGCGCACAAAAUGUAAUCAUAUUUUGAGUUAUAUGUCAUAUUUUGCUAUCUGCGAGCUUAAUUAAUGCCUUUGCCUAAUUUAUCGCCUGUCUGCAAUAUGCAAAUUAGGUAAAGGCAUUAAUUAACUAAACCAAAUUGUCUGAAAUUUGGUACAGUAAUUAAAAACGCAACCAAUUUUCCAUCUAUUAACUCAAAAUAUGAUUACAUCUUUUAAAUUUUGUGCGCGAGCCAUUUUUCGUUUGUUGGAAAAGACAACCCCCUCCAGGUUCACAAAAUUUGAGUUCGAGAAUUUUUUUUCGUUAUACUACAUUAUAAGUAUCCAAAGAAGCUAUAUAUAUAAAAACCGGGUACAAACAGGUGUUUUGCGAAAUUGAGAGCAAUUUCAAAUCUGUUCAGUUUUUUUAUACACCCUAUAGUGGUGGAGAUUGAUGAGAAUUGUGGCGACUUUGGAAUGACUCUAAAUGAGAUAUUUCAAAGAAUAUUGACAUCGUUAGAUUGUGUUUAUUAUAUUAAUUGUCAAAGUACAUAUUGUAAUAAAUAUAAUAAGAAUUCAGUGAUGAUAGUGAUAAUAAUGUAGCUGGUGAACUACUAAUUUGUAGUUGGCGACGAUACUGACAAGCGAGUAAUUGUGGGACUAAUUAAUUAAAUAAAAGGUGAUGAUGAUAACUAUGAAUAUUUAAAAAAAUAAAUAGGAAACAUGCAACUGAUACGAGCAGACGUGACCUGUUAAAAAUUCGUGAUGUUUACUGCGUUUAUCUUCCAUUUUUCUACAUUUUUCUACAUUUUUCAUAUUCAAGUAUAUAUAUUGAGUUCAAAAACUCAUUAAUAAUUCAUGAAGCAAUUAUCCAAUCUUGAGUAAGAAAUUAGUCACGUGCAUACGUCUUUAUACCUGCUAAAGAACACUUUAACAAGAGACCAUUGUUAUGCAAACUAUAUAAAGAUUUUUAUAUAAAGAUUUUUAUAUAAAUAUUUUUAUUUAAAGAUUUUUAUAUAAAGAUUUUUAUAUAAAGAUUUUUAUAUAAAGAUUUGACUUAUGUAUUAUGCAAACGUUUUUGAAGCCAUUUAAAAAACUCGCAGGUCGUGUUUUAUUAGGUCUAAAGCCACUCGCGCUGUGCGCUCGUGGCUUUAAACGUAAUAAAACACUCCUGCUCUUUUGUUAAAAUAGUACAUUAAAAAUGGUGGCUUUUAUACCUGCUUAUGCUAUGGCGCAAAGUAUUCGAGGGCAAAGUCCUUUGUCUUUGUUUUAGUGUUUUUGCUUUCGUAAUCAAGAAAUUGGCGUCACAAAAAUUAUUAUUGAUAUAAUUGAAAUUUGUGACACGUAGUUCGGCAUCUAGUGCUUGAAAUGUUCCCGGAAAAUGUUCAACAAUAUUUAAAUAUUCCCUCGUAAAAAUAAUGACAUGGUUGAAUUCUUAUGUUUUGCUGUACUGUUGCUAAACGUGGAUUUAUUUUGGAUUUAUUGAUGUCUUAAUUUUCAACAGGAUUAAAACGCUAUCAUUGAAAACAUCACGUGCGUAAUAAUGAGUUUCCUAUCCAGUGUUUUUAUGAACCAUGAUAAUACCGGAGUCAACGGUGCGCAGCGUCGUUUCGGCAUAAAGCUGGGACGAGGAUAUACUAUAAUUCCGGCCGGCUAUUUACACCCGGAGAAAGGAGCGCAUUAGCAAAGCCUAAAGUUUAUCAAUAAUCGUGGGCGCAUAAUUAUGGUUCACCGUUCUGUGGGUGGACAUCCAUACUGAUCUCAAAAUCUGUCGUGAAUAGCGAAAAAUGAUUGGUCAAAUUUAAAAUUUGCAUAUUAACGACAGCGAUAUAACGAACAUUUCUUGCAAAUAUAUUUAAUUUUUGCGAGAGAUUUUGUAAAUUUUAAAACCCUUUUGAGAAAAAAAACCCAAAAUUUCCGAAACAAAGGCAGAGAACACGUUUUAAACAUUGAUGCAUUGUUUGCUUUAUAAUAUUGCUUUAAAAACUGGGCGUUGCGUAUAAUGAAGGGGGCAGCAUAUAAUUUCAGGGUAUCUUUAUUAAUUGCUCUUUUUUAUUAUAUUAAAAUUUUUGAAUAAAGAGAAAAGUAAAGUCUUAAUAAAAUCAUCGUGUUACCGCAACUACUACUUUCAAUAUACUUCAUGUUCGGAUAAUAUAAUGAUUUUGUCAGUAACGUAAAGCGAGGGUUUCUGCACGCAUAUAUUUCUAGUACAAUAGUAAUAGUGGUUGUCGUUGUAAUGGAAAUAGAAGUGGUAACGGGGACGAUAUAUAGUUACUAAUUGUGAUAGGGAAAACACGAAUUUGGGAUUAUGAACCAUUUAGUGAUUGUAUAUUGGCAGAAAUUCCGAUUCUCGCAUGCUUCUACACAAAACGUUCCACUCAGUAAUCUUAUUUUCUUUAUUAGAGCCUGGUUUAACUUACGGUAGCCCUGCAAAUUCGUUCAUGGGAGACUAUCUAUAUCUGAGCACAUCGAUUUACACUGACGGAUUCCUUUCCAACAAUAUGGAAGUGAAAUAUAAUUAUCAUCGCACAUUCUCCACCGGCAGACUCUUUGCAUUCUUUCCCAACCAUCGUGAACAGAAUCCGAGUACGCAACACAACCAUGAUCUCGUAUACGAAACACAAGGGGUUGCGGUAGAUUGGAGGAACACUGGAAUGGUUUUAGCAGAAAGGAUACCUGGUAAUUUCUUUUAUCUAACUGAGGUUCAUUACAGCGGAAAUGGUUGCUAUACAUCCAGUGAUCGUUGGAUUGAGGCAAAUGGAACAGCAAUUGGACUGAGAUAA
Paramuricea clavata is the source of this 4900-nucleotide messenger RNA. Lineage: Eukaryota; Metazoa; Cnidaria; Anthozoa; Malacalcyonacea; Plexauridae. The record is from the annotation of a GenBank genome assembly.